Bacillus rossius redtenbacheri is the source of this 744-nucleotide messenger RNA. Its product is annotated as myb-like protein X. Lineage: Eukaryota; Metazoa; Arthropoda; Insecta; Phasmatodea; Bacillidae. The record is from RefSeq and is a predicted model, not a curated record. The transcript has a single exon. Bases 1 to 744 code for a protein of 247 amino acids.
AUGGAGGACCAGAAAGACACGGAGGACCAGAAGGACUCGAAGGACCAGGAGAACACCAAGGACCAGAAGGACACGAAGGAUAUGGAGUACCAGAAAGACAUGGAGGACCAGAAGGACAUGAAGGACCAGGAGAACACGAAGGACCAGAGGGACACGAAGGAAACGCAAGACCAGAGAGACACGGAGGACCAGAAGGACUCGAAGGACCAGGAGAACACCAAGGACCAGAAGGACACGAAGGAUAUGGAGUACCAGAAAGACAUGGAGGACCAUAAGGACAUGAAGGACCAGGAGAACAUGGAAGACCAGGAGGACACGAAGGAAACGGAGGACCAGAAAGACACGGAGGACCAGGAGAACACGGAGGACCAGAAGGACUCGAAGGACCAGGAGAACACCAAGGACCAGAAGGACACGAAGGAUAUGGAGGACCAGAAGGACAUGAAGGACCAGGAGAACAUGGAAGACCAGGAGGACACGAAGGAAACGGAGGACCAGAAAGGCACGGAGGACCAGAAGGACUCGAAGGACCAGGAGAACACCAAGGACCAGAAGGACACGAAGGAUAUGGAGUACCAGAAAGACAUGGAGGACCAUAAGGACAUGAAGGACCAGGAGAACAUGGAGGACCAGGAGAACACGAAGGAAACGGAAGACCAGAAAGACACGGAGGACCAGGAGGAUACGGAGGACCAGAAGGACUCCAAGGACCAGGAGAACACGAAGGACCAGAAGGACACGUAG